GUAAAAUCAACGGUCAAUUUUUUUCUCUCCUUUUUUCAGGUUAAUUCCUUUGAGCAACUCUGCAUAAACUACACCAACGAGAAACUUCAGCAACUCUUCAACCACACUAUGUUCGUUCUCGAACAAGAGGAAUACAGUCGAGAGGGUAUACCUUGGGACUUUAUUGAUUUUGGGCUGGAUCUCCAACCCACCAUAGAUUUGAUUGAAAAGCCCGUCGGUAUCUUGGCCCUUCUGGACGAGGAGUGCUUCUUCCCUAAGGCUACGGACAAGUCGUUUGUAGAAAAGCUUUUCAAGCAGCAGGAGGGCAACCCUAAGCUUUUUAAACCUGAAUUCCGUUCUACAUCGGAUUUUGGUGUCUGUCACUAUGCUGGUCGCGUAGACUAUCAAGCUGCUCAGUGGCUAACCAAGAAUAUGGACCCUCUCAACGAUAAUGUCGUCUCACUUCUUCAGUCAUCCAACGAACCUCUCGUUCAGGUAGUACUAUCUCGCGUUUGGCCUUGUUCUACAUGUCAUCCUUGUUCUAAUCAUCCCCGUGACUGCUUGAAUCCAACUGUGACAACGUGA
Messenger RNA from Hydatigera taeniaeformis, 564 nucleotides. The record is from the annotation of a GenBank genome assembly. NCBI's taxonomy places the organism in Eukaryota, Metazoa, Platyhelminthes, Cestoda, Cyclophyllidea, Taeniidae.